AUGGCAAGCACAAGAAGCAAUAACUGCCUCGCCGUCGUCGGCUCCGGCCCGGGCAUUGGCGCCCACGUCGCCGCCCUCUUCGCCGCGCGACGCUUCGCCAAAAUCGCCCUCGUCGCCCGUAGUGCCGCCCGCCUCGCCGACGACCGCGUCGCCGUCGAGGCCGCCGCCCCCGCCAGCAUCCUCGUCAAGACCUACGCGGCCGACAUCACCGACUUGGCGCGUCUGCGCGACGUCAUGACCCACAUAGACCGCGACCUGGGCACCGUCGAGUGCCUCUUCUUCAACGCCGCCCGCGUACAGCCCUCGGCGCUGCUCGAGGUUGACGAGGAGGACAUGGUAUAUGACUUCAAGAUCAUGUGCAGCAGUCUGCAUGUCGUCGCUAAAUGGGCCAUGCCCCAGCUCCUGCACCUCUCCGAGUCCGAUCCCCACGCAAAGCCGUCCUUCAUCAUCACCAGCUCUCUCCUGCCACAGCAGCCUGACCCGGACCUCUUUGUUCUCUCCAUGGUCAAGGCCGCGCAGAGGAACAUGGCCGAGUCCAUGGCAAAGGUCUACGGUCCGCGAGGCGUCCAUGUCGCCCUCGUCGUCGUGGGCGGAGCUGUCGAUCCCUCCAACCAUAAGCUCAACCCAAAGUAUAUCGCCGAGCGUACCUGGGACCUGUUUUACCAGCCCCGGCAGUCGCAGACGUUUGAAGUCGAGAUUCUGGAAGCCUAA
Hirsutella rhossiliensis is the source of this 711-nucleotide messenger RNA. RefSeq names its product short chain dehydrogenase domain-containing protein. NCBI's taxonomy places the organism in Eukaryota, Fungi, Ascomycota, Sordariomycetes, Hypocreales, Ophiocordycipitaceae. The record is from RefSeq and is a predicted model, not a curated record. Bases 1 to 711 code for a protein of 236 amino acids. The transcript has 2 exons.